AGAAACAUGUUUAGCUGACAAGGUGAGUUGAACCAUCUCAGAGGAGCAACUUCGGCCUGUUGGGCCUCUUGCACGUCUUCGUGCGGGCUCAUGGUGCCGGGACGCUGGGUCCUAUCAUAGGAGAACUGCCAACAGAGAAGCAGCAGGGCCUAGGGAAGCGCUUCUCAGUGGGAACUCAGCCAGGAUGGGCGAGGAACGUCCCAGGAAGCUGUCCUUCAUCGAUUGUUCGAUGGACCAGAUCGGAACGGCCAUCACCUCCGAAUGGACGGAUUGGAAGUUCAAUGGUCAGUUCUGGUCCACCAUCCUCACAGGGGAACCGCCUAUGGAGUUCCGCCUCAUCGGCAACAGGACCUUGGAGUUCUGGAUUCGCUGUUACAACAGGUGGCAAGACUUGGGGAGAAAGAGCAAGUCGAAGGCUCCCGGCAAGGUCGACGGCCUCGAAUUGGAGAUGAUCCUGAACUUCCCAAGACAUCGACUAAAGGACAUUUGUAAGCUUUUUGAUCCGGCAGGUUACAAGCGCUUGGAGUCCGAGGGGAUCUCUGGACCUGCGCUGGCCAGGAUGAAAGUCUCCAUGGUGAGCCUUUUCACCGCGGGAGUGUUGCUCUCGCAGCUCAUUGCUCCGAAGGACAAGCUGCGCUUCAUCUUCGGCUUGGCGGAUCAUGAUGACAGCCGGACGCUGGACGAGAUGCAGUUCGUGAACUUCAUCACCGCCUUUGUGCGGGGGUUAGGCUCAGCCUUUGGGCUGAUGAGCAAGGAGUCCAUGAUGCCGUCCCUGGAGGUCAUCCGUGAGCUGGGACGGCGGCUCUACGACCGGAUCUCGGCCAAGGCAGCGGAGCGGCUGAUGUCCAUGUCGCAGAGCAGCGAAGUGACCCGAGACAUGCUCAUCAAGGCCAUCAAGGAGCGGCAAGCGAAGCUGGAGAGGGCCCAGAGUUUAGAGGUGGACGAGGUCAACGGUCUCCCGAAAUAUGGCGAGAAUGUGCCCUUGCGGCAAGUCAUCAACUACAAGGUCGUCGAGGCCUGGUGCUUCCGGGAGUUCAAGGACCCUCUGGCCUUGCCUUAUGCUCUGGCCAUCGAGCGCUUCUGUGCGCGCGGCAGCGGCGCGGAUUUGUACCACCUCAAAUCAGAGGAGUGGUUCCUCUCACACAGCGAGGUCGUGGAGGUUCCUCAAGAGGAGUUGGAGACCUCGCGCGAGGUGAAGCUGCCCGACCGGUGGCAGGUGCUCUUCGUCCGGGAUGUCUACGAGCUCUGUGUCGAGGAGGGCAGCUUCCAGCUGACUUUCUCCGAGACGGAGUACGGUCUCCGGCGGCCCUUGACGUUGGAGCUGUGGGAGUUGGUGGCGGAAGCCAUGCAUAAGACCAUGGACGAUGUUCGAGGGCAGCCGACCUUCAUCCAGUUCCUGAAGAAGGCCUUCCCGGGCGCCAAAGCGAAGCACCUCUCCACCUUCGAGUCCUGCGCCCGAAGCAAUUCGAAGUGUCAACAGUACGACGACCUUCAGAAGCGAGGCCAUGAGAUGGACCUCCUCACGGAGGCUGCCGAGCUCUUCGCCAAGAAGAGCAGGAUGCCCGUCCUGCCGGCCGACGACCAGGCUCGCCUGGAACGGGAGUUCGAGCAGAUGGACGUGGAGGGCACCGGCUUCGUGGAGGUGGCGGCCAUCGAGCGGCACUGGGGCUGGGACGACGAGCAGACGCGGAACAUCAUCGCCAAGUGGGACUUAUCGGAUGAUGGUUGCCUGGACAAAGGCGACUUCCUUCGAAUGAUGUGCCCUGACGGCUACCGCCUGCCCUCGAUGCAGGGCCAGGACCGUGACGUCUUCGGCAUGUUGCUGCAGGGCAGCAUCCGACACCUCACGGAGGAGAUUUCCAAAGAAGAGGACCUCUUCGCCGAGACCGACCGCCGCACGAGCCGCUCCGGACGACGGCUGAAGCCAAUGCCCUUCUCGCUGUUGCCGGAGCUUCCAGAUGCCACGUGGAGCUAUUGGAAUGAACUCUUCACACGCUUGGAUGCCGACGAGGACGACCAUGUGCGUGAGCGUGACUUGCUCAGAGAAGGUCUUCUUUCCCAAGAGGUGGCACGGCGGUUGAUGGCGAUUAUUGACCCGGAACACCCGGACAGCUUCACCCGCCGGGGCUUCCUGACGGCCUGCUUGAAAGCGAGCGGCUGCCGACGUGCCGGCUUCGAAUGCGGCCGGUGAAUCGAGCGGAGUGCCGAGAGGCUCCCUCUGGUGUGUAGCUCCAAAAGAGACCUCCCCUGGUGGGUAGGGAAAAUAGAUCAGUUGAUCCAGGGCCAGGUGGUCUCCCUAUUGAAAUACAUACCCAUGUAGACUGUUGAUGAUAUUUCAAGCCUGUGGAUGAAGA
This is a messenger RNA of Durusdinium trenchii, 2354 nucleotides long. The record is from the annotation of a GenBank genome assembly. Lineage: Eukaryota; Dinophyceae; Suessiales; Symbiodiniaceae.